Messenger RNA from Pseudozyma flocculosa PF-1, 1077 nucleotides. RefSeq lists its product as uncharacterized. The transcript is spliced from 3 exons. The record is from RefSeq and is a predicted model, not a curated record. Gene Ontology annotation, cellular component: mitochondrial small ribosomal subunit. Bases 1 to 1077 code for a protein of 358 amino acids. Gene Ontology annotation, biological process: mitochondrial translation. Lineage: Eukaryota; Fungi; Basidiomycota; Ustilaginomycetes; Ustilaginales; Ustilaginaceae. Gene Ontology annotation, molecular function: structural constituent of ribosome.
AUGGCUUCGACAUCGCGGCUCACCCUCUCGUCGUGCCUCGGGUGCCUGCGCGCCUCGACGCAGCCCGUCGCCUCGUCGUCGCGCAGCGUCAUCGUCGCCCCCUUUUCCACCACGGCCUCGUCUUCGUACUCGGCACCCACUCCCGAGGACGCCACCGCGCGGAAACCGCCGCAUACGGCAUCCGCAGAGUCGCUCGAUGCCUCCAACGCCUCCUCGCCCACCAUCGUUGGCGGCGGCAGGAAGUCGGCGGGACGAGGGCGCCCGAAGAUGCUCCCGCCCUUUCCCGAGUGGAUGGCGGGCGACGGGCGACACUACAAGCAGCCCAAGCCGGGCUCGGGUCCUAGCUGGAUCGGCGAAACUCCCUUCCCUCUCAACCCAGCCUUCAACCCGCCGCCGCCACUAAGACAUGCAGUCAAGACCGAUAUCUGGAAGCUGCACACCUCUGACCCGGUCAAGUGGACCAUCCCGGCGCUGUCGCAAAAGUUCAAUAUCGGGAAAGAGAGGAUGGCUGCCGUGCUCCGGUUAAAGGCGCUCGAGACUGAGUGGACUUCGCAGGCCAAACCGCUGCAGACCGAGUUCCAGUCCAACAUGGACCGAUUGCUGGGAGCAAAGACGAAGGGUGUCGAUGAGCCCGCGCCGGCCGUCCAGUCGAGUGACGCCAGCACGCGAGGGCCGCAGCACGAGGAGUUUGCCGACUCGGCGUCGCCCAACGCGCGUUCGGUCAUCGCACCAGCCAUGACCAAGUUGUCGGCCAAGCGGAGGAGCAUGAUUGCCUCUCUGCCCUCGGGCGGUCCCGCCGCGGGCAAGGUGCAGCCGAGGUCGGUCAAGAACGCCCCCUCGCCCACGGCGGCCACGUCCCGACCCAGCCUGUUGAUCACCAACGUGCCCGCCUCGAGCUACGAGGGCGCCGGCCGCGUCGAGCGCAACCUCAAGCGCGCCGCCAAGCGCGCAAAGUCGCGCAAGGCCACCGUCGCCAACGCCAAGGCCGCAAAGUCGACCCGCAGCAACGCCGCCAAGAAGAACUCGCUCAAGACUGUCGCCGGCACCGUCAAGAAGCCCAAGGCCGUCCGCGCCUAG